AUGGAGGAAAUCUACGACGAAACUUUUUCUAUUCUUUAUGAUUAUGGGGAAAAUUUAAAAAGCAGAAGAGAAAAACUUCCUAUCACCCUCAUUACAACAUUUCUGUUUACUGAUACAAGUUUGAGUUUGCGGAUGGAAUUAGGGGGAGAAGUUGGAUACAAAUUUAUUUAUCUACAUCAACAUGGCAUUAAGAAGAUUAAACAACAUGUGUUAGAUAAAGAGUAA
This is a messenger RNA of Clunio marinus, 225 nucleotides long. The record is from the annotation of a GenBank genome assembly. NCBI's taxonomy places the organism in Eukaryota, Metazoa, Arthropoda, Insecta, Diptera, Chironomidae.